AUGCCUGUCGGACUCUCCUAUCUUGGUCUACGAUGUGUAUUGGAGCAUUUGGAUGCGGUUAAGCGAAUUCACAUCGCAUCACGCUGUGCUGUCCUUCGACGGUGCGAAAAGUCGAUUCCUCUUCGAUUGAAUUAUCUUUGCAUAGGCAGUGAACUACGCUUAGACUAUUGUUUAAUUUGGUUAAGUUACGAAAUGGAAUUAGAGUUUAACGAUACCAGAAGAACCAGGGUCUAUACCAGGGAUGAACCACGGUCCGUGCUUCAUGCCGUUUCUGUAUCACAAAACUUGGAUCACCAAACUGCGAACGAGAAAAUUAAUCAAUAUUAUAUGGGAGGAAGAACAAGUGUCUAUGUGAAAAGACUGGAUAUCUUUGGGUCUGCUUCUAGUUUAUCGUGGUCAGUAGACUCGAUGUUUAAAAUCACUGAACUUAAUGCAGAGGAUAAUUAUUUUGAAGACUUCCUUCCGAUUAUCGACCCGAUCAGUUUCCCACUGAAAUCUCUGCAAACUAAAACGGCCGGACUGCAUACUUACGAUCAUCCGGUCUUCCGUUCUGCAGAAGCUCUUUCAUUCAAUCUUUUCGAAGAACAUAGUGAAGCUGAAAUUAUAUGUCUCCACAAACUACCAUGCAAAACUAUCUUAUUCGAGUACGAUCUCGAAUGGAUUAAUAUUGUGAGAAUGAUCCGAUAUUGGAUGGAAAAUCCAAAAGAGAUUGGGACAAAGUACACUUUUGUCGAGUAUGGUCGUAAACUUGUAUAUAAUGUUGUCAACUGUACCAUGCUUUGCAUUCAUUGA
Molecule: messenger RNA, 792 nt
Organism: Caenorhabditis remanei
Lineage: Eukaryota; Metazoa; Nematoda; Chromadorea; Rhabditida; Rhabditidae
Exons: 2
Coding region: 1-792 (263 amino acids)
Source: RefSeq, a predicted model, not a curated record